This is a messenger RNA of Verticillium alfalfae VaMs.102, 1056 nucleotides long. RefSeq names its product 26S proteasome regulatory subunit rpn-8. Gene Ontology annotation, molecular function: metallopeptidase activity; protein binding. The transcript is spliced from 3 exons. Gene Ontology annotation, biological process: proteasome-mediated ubiquitin-dependent protein catabolic process. Gene Ontology annotation, cellular component: proteasome regulatory particle; proteasome complex. Lineage: Eukaryota; Fungi; Ascomycota; Sordariomycetes; Glomerellales; Plectosphaerellaceae. The record is from RefSeq and is a predicted model, not a curated record. Bases 1 to 1056 code for a protein of 351 amino acids.
AUGCCUGCCACCACAGCAGACACGCUCUCUCUCGUUAACCGAAACGUCUCCGUCGCCCCUCUCGUCCUCCUCUCCGCCGUCGAUCAUUACAACCGUGCUGUGUUCAAGGGCUCCAAGCGCAGAGUCGUCGGUGUGCUAUUGGGUCAGAACGAUGGAAAGAACGUCAGGGUGUCAAACAGCUUCGCAGUGCCCUUCGAAGAGGAUGAAAAGGAUCCCUCCGUAUGGUUCUUGGACCACAACUAUGUCGAGGGCAUGAACGACAUGUUCAAGAAGGUCAAUGCGAAGGAGAAGCUGAUCGGGUGGUACCACUCUGGACCCAAGCUGCGCGCGUCAGAUUUGGAGAUCAACGAGCUGUUCAAGCGAUACACACCAAACCCCCUCCUUGUCAUUAUCGAUGUUCAGCCGAAGGAGUCUGGCGUGCCCACAGAUGCGUAUUUUGCGGUAGAGGAGAUCAAGGAUGAUGGCACCACAACGUCCCGGACCUUUGUACACACACCCUCCAUCAUCGAGGCCGAGGAAGCGGAAGAGAUCGGUGUUGAGCAUCUCCUUCGCGACAUUCGCGACGUCGCCGUCGGCACCCUCUCCACGCGGAUAACGAACCAGCUGCAAUCCCUGCAAGGGUUGCACCUACGCCUCCGUGACAUUGGCGCAUACCUCCAGAAGGUCCUCGACGGCCAGCUGCCCGUCAACCACGCCAUUCUCGGCAAUCUGCAAGACGUCUUCAACCUCCUGCCCAACCUCUCCACACCCAAGGCUAGCGCCGACGGCAGCACUAAGCCCGCGGGCAGCGAACUCUCAUAUGCGAUGGGCGUCAAGACCAACGACCAGCUCAUGGCGAUCUACCUCAGCAGUCUCAUCCGUGCCAUCACGGCCUUCCACGAUCUCAUCGAGAACAAGAUUCAGAACCGCCAGCAGCAGGAGGACAAGGAGGCGAAGAAGGAUGACGCGGCCAACGGCGACAAGGACGAGAAGAAGGACGGCGCUGCCAAUGGCGUGAAUGGCGAGGGUAAGGAGGGCUCCGACAAGGAGAAGGAGAACAAGGAGAAGAAGAAAUAG